Messenger RNA from Staurois parvus, 315 nucleotides. The record is from the annotation of a GenBank genome assembly. Lineage: Eukaryota; Metazoa; Chordata; Amphibia; Anura; Ranidae.
CGCUUCGUCUGGGGGCCGAGACCUGUUGCUCCGCCUGAGGGCCCGAGACCUGUCGCUCCAUCUGGGGGUCCGGCGCCCGCCGCUCCGCCUGAGGGCCCGAGACCUGUAGCUCCGCCUGGGGGUCCGGCGCCCGCCGCUCCGCCUGGGGGGCCCGAGACCUGUAGUUCCGCCUGGGGGUCCGGCGCCCGGCGCUCCGCCUGGGGGUCCGAGGCCUGUCGCCCCGCCUGGGGGUCCGAUGACUGUCGCCCCGCCUGGGGGUCCGAUGCCUGUCGCCCGCCUGGGGGCCCGAUGCCUGUCGCCCCCGCCUGGGGGCCC